UCUGCCAGCUUCAUCGAGAGUUCCUCAGGGCCGGCUCGAACGUCAUGCAGACCUUCACUUUCUAUGCAAGUGAGGACAAGCUGGAGAACAGGGGCAACUACGUCCUGGAGAAGAUUUCCGGGCAGAAAGUCAAUGAAGCUGCCUGCGACAUUGCCCGCCAGGUGGCUGAUGAGGGGGAUGCUUUGGUGGCAGGUGGCGUGAGUCAGACACCUUCGUACCUUAGCUGCAAGAGCGAAGCAGAAGUCAAGAAAAUCUUUGUGCAACAGCUGGAGGUUUUCAUAAAGAAGAACGUGGACUUCUUGAUUGCAGAGUAUUUCGAGCAUGUUGAAGAAGCUGUGUGGGCAGUGGAGAUCUUGAAAGCAUCUGGUAAACCAGUGGCAGCAACUAUGUGCAUUGGCCCCGAGGGAGAUCUACACGGCGUGCCCCCUGGAGAGUGUGCAGUACGCCUGGUGAAAGCAGGAGCCUCCAUCGUUGGUGUGAACUGCCACUUUGACCCCACGAUUAGUCUGCAGACGGUGAGGCUCAUGAAAGAGGGCUUGGAGGCUGCCCGGUUGAAAGCUCACCUGAUGAGCCAGCCCUUGGCCUACCACACUCCUGACUGCAACAAACAGGGGUUUAUCGACCUCCCCGAGUUCCCCUUUGGACUAGAGCCCAGAGUUGCCACCAGAUGGGAUAUUCAAAAGUACGCCAGGGAGGCCUACAACCUGGGGGUCAGGUACAUCGGCGGGUGCUGCGGAUUUGAGCCCUACCACAUCAGGGCGAUUGCAGAGGAGCUGGCCCCAGAGAGGGGCUUUUUGCCUCCGGCUUCUGAAAAACACGGCAGCUGGGGCAGUGGUUUGGACAUGCACACCAAACCCUGGAUCAGAGCCAGGGCCAGGAAGGAAUACUGGGAGAAUCUCCGGAUAGCCUCGGGCAGGCCAUACAAUCCUUCCAUGUCAAAGCCGGAUGCCUGGGGAGUGACCAAAGGAACAGCUGAGCUGAUGCAGCAGAAGGAAGCCACCACGGAGCAGCAGCUGAAAGAGCUCUUUGAAAAGCAGAAGUUCAGAUCUGCACAGUAGCCCCCCAAAGCCUGAUUCUGGUGGAAUUCUCGAUGUUUGGGUCAUAGUUCCUACAAAUAAGGAGAAAGUGGUUAAAAAGCAGUGCUUGUAUUAAAGCCAAACUACACAUGUAAUUGCAUUAGCUUUAUGAGAUAAAAGCACAGAUAUCACUUGACAAUCUUAAAGUAUCUUUCAGAAAUUUACGUAGUAGCAAAAUAAGUAUGGUUUACUAAGCACCCACCAUGUAGAAGGUACUAUAGAAAUCGCUGCCGUACAG
Molecule: messenger RNA, 1314 nt
Organism: Carlito syrichta (Philippine tarsier)
Lineage: Eukaryota; Metazoa; Chordata; Mammalia; Primates; Tarsiidae
Gene: BHMT
Product: betaine--homocysteine S-methyltransferase
Exons: 6
Molecular function (GO): betaine-homocysteine S-methyltransferase activity; zinc ion binding
Source: RefSeq, a predicted model, not a curated record